Zophobas morio is the source of this 476-nucleotide messenger RNA. RefSeq names its product luciferin 4-monooxygenase-like. The record is from RefSeq and is a predicted model, not a curated record. The transcript is spliced from 2 exons. The coding region runs from base 69 to 356 and encodes 95 amino acids. Gene Ontology annotation, molecular function: long-chain fatty acid-CoA ligase activity. NCBI's taxonomy places the organism in Eukaryota, Metazoa, Arthropoda, Insecta, Coleoptera, Tenebrionidae. Gene Ontology annotation, biological process: fatty-acyl-CoA biosynthetic process; long-chain fatty acid metabolic process.
GUAGUCCUGAAACCUAUUUGGGAUGUAUUGAAAAAUAUAAAGUUAAUAAACUAUUUGUUGUCCCCAUAAUGGUUGAUCAGUUGGCAACUAACCCUCUAGUGGAUCAACACGAUGUGUCUUCAAUCGAAGAGAUUUACUCGCCGGGUAGCACAUUGCCACAACCUAUCCACGACAAAGUUGUGAAAAAGUUCAAAAUUAAAUCCGUACGUCAAAUCUACAGAGCUACCGAAAUUGGGGCCGCCGUUUGCAUUUCCCCACUUGGUUCCUUCAUACCAGGAAGCUGUGGCAAAGUAACUCCAGGAAAUUCCCUCAAAAUCGUCGACAUCAACACUGGCGAGCUGCUGCGUUACAACUAACGUGGAGAAAUCUGCAUUAAGGCGGCUACCAUGAAAGGUUACCUCAAAGAUCUCGAAAGCACGCGAGCAGCUUACGACGCAGACGGGUUUUACCGAACGGGAGACGUAGGCUACCACGAC